Messenger RNA from Charadrius vociferus (killdeer), 2457 nucleotides. It is a transcript of the gene AOPEP, whose product is annotated as chromosome unknown open reading frame, human C9orf3. Gene Ontology annotation, cellular component: nucleolus. The record is from RefSeq and is a predicted model, not a curated record. NCBI's taxonomy places the organism in Eukaryota, Metazoa, Chordata, Aves, Charadriiformes, Charadriidae. Gene Ontology annotation, molecular function: metalloaminopeptidase activity; zinc ion binding.
AUGGAGACACAGCUAGACCCCAUGAAGGAUGACUUACCCUUAAUGGCCAACACUAGCCACAUGCUUGUAAAGCACUAUAUAUUGGACUUGGAUGUGGAUUUUAAAAGUAAAGUUAUUGAAGGCGUCAUAGUUUUAUUUUUUGAGACUGGGAGCCGGUACAGGAAAACCAGCAGUACUGGCAAGGAAGGCUGCCAGUCACAGUUUGAUGAAACCUGUAAAAUGAGGGCAUCUGAACCCUGCCCCAGUCCUGUGACAAACGUGAGUGCCUGUUCAGCUGAAAUGGAGUAUGAUGAUUUUGCUGUCUGUGGUAAAGGUGAAGAAGAUACUUCUGAUAAAAAUGGUAACCAUAGCAACAAGGAACAGGCUUCUGGGAUUUCUAGUUCAAAGAACUGCUGUGACAUAGAGAAUCAUGGGAACGAGGAUUUUCUGCUGGUAUUGGACUGCUGUGAUUUAUCCGUCCUAAAGGUUGAGGAGGUAGAUGUUGCUGCUGUGUCAGGCAUUGAAAAAUUCACAAGGUCUGCCAAGCUAACUGAUGUUUCAAAGGUGCUGGAAAAUCUCAGGAAUCAGAUUGUACAUGAACUUGUGACUUUACCUGCUGAUCGCUGGAAGGAACAGCUAUACUAUUUUACUUGCUGCAGCCAGGCGCCUGGCUGUGGAGAGCUUCUGUUUACUACUAGCACUUGGAGCUUGGAGAUAAGGAAAUCAGGAAUUCAGACUCCAACAGACUUUCCUCAUGCAAUAAGGAUAUGGUACAAAACAAAACCAGAGGGACGAUCUGUUACAUGGACUACAGACCAGAGCGGCAGGCCAUGUGUGUAUACAAUGGGAUCACCAAUAAACAACAGAGCCCUUUUCCCAUGCCAAGAACCACCCGUUGCCUUGUCAACAUGGCAAGCCUCAGUCCGAACAGCUGCAGGCUUUGUUGUGUUAAUGAGCGGUGAAAACUCAGCAGAACCAGUCCAGCUUCCACAAGGUACCUUGAGCUGGUACUACUAUGUGACUAUGCCAAUGCCAGCAUCCACCUUCACUAUUGCCGUGGGGUGCUGGCAGGAAGUUAAACAGCAGUCCUUCACAGCUGCUAUCCAGACAAACACUGAGUUUUCCUUACCAUCUUCACAAGCUGAUUUCAGAUGCCAUGAAGAAAUCUGUGGUCAUGUGGAAUAUCCCUGCCGUUUCCAAAAUCCUGCUGCCAGGUUGCAGGCAGUCAUUCCUUACAGACUUUUUGCUCCCUGGUGCCUUAUGGAACGCUGUGAAGAGUGUUUGCUUCAGCUAAUUCCUCAGUGCCUCUCAGCUGCUUACACCACACUGGGUACCCACCCCUUUUCCAGGCUUGAUGUUUUGAUAGUUCCUUCCAACUUUUCCAGCCUGGGAAUGGCUAGCCCACACAUCAUCUUCUUGUCACAGAGUGUACUACCGGGAGGGAGCCAUCUCUGUGGGACACGUCUGUGCCAUGAAAUUGCUCAUGCUUGGUUUGGACUGGCCAUUGGUGCUCGUGAUUGGACUGAAGAGUGGUUAAGUGAAGGGUUUGCCACUUUUUUUGAAGAUAUAUUUUGGGCUAGGGCACAACAGCUGUCGCAUGAUGAAGUAAAAGGGCAGCAGGAAAUGAAAGUAGAGGAGCAGAACUCUGAAGAAGAGCUGCAAGUUUUAAGGCCUAAAAAGGACAGCACAGGAGAACUGAGUGAGUCUGGAGCAUCCGUUGUCAAACAUGGUCUAAAAGCAGAAAAAAUCUUCAUGCAGGUUCACUAUUUGAAGGGUUAUUUCCUUUUGCGGUCUCUGGCAAGGAUAAUAGGAGAGGCUUCAUACCUUGCAUCUUUACGAAAAUUUGUCCAUAAGUUCCAUGGGCAGCUUGUCCUUUCUCAGGAUUUUCUUUGCAUGCUGUUGGAAGACAACCCUGAACAAAAAGAGUCUGGGUUAACUGUAGAAAGUAUCUUCCAGAAUUGGCUUGACACUUCGGGAAUGCCAAAGCCUUUGCUGGAGGAGGGCGAGACCUGGAAGGAGUGUCAGCUCGUCCAGCAAGUGAGCGGCGAGGUCACAAAAUGGAUUCAGACAAACCAGAGGAUCAGAAAAAGCAGCAAAAAGAAAAGAAAGCAGGAUGAAGUUGUUUUCCAAAAGCUUCUCCCUGACCAGCUGGUCUUACUUCUGGAGUCUCUCUUGGAGGAGAAGACAUUGUGUCCUAGAAUACUGCAGCGCCUGGAGAAAACGUACCAGCUCCGGGAGCAAGAUGCUGAGGUUCGUCAUCGGUGGUGUGAACUUGUUGUUAAACACAAGUACGUGGCUGGGUAUGGAGAUGUUGAGAGAUUUCUCAGAGAAGAUCAGGCAAUGGGUGUGUAUCUCUAUGGUGAAUUAAUGGUGAAUGAAGACGUGAAACAACAAGAACUUGCACAUAAAUGCUUUGCUGCAGCAAGAGAACAUAUGGAUGCGUCCUCAGCCAAAGUGGUGGCAGAGAUGUUAUUCUGA